UCACUGAAAAAUAAGACAAAAGUCAAAACACGGUCGUAAAUCAAAUUGGUAACCUUUUUACUAAAAUACCUAGCGAUAAUAAAUUAAUAAAUUUUAAUAAUUAUGCCCCUCAAUUUAUCAGGCGUACGCCAGUAUUUAGGUGAAUUAAGGAUUUGGGGUGGUUUACACAAAGAUCAGGCUGAAAAAUACCGCAACGUAUUGCGAGAAAUACUUCAAAACCCUGAGGAAGAAGUGGCUGAUUGUUUAAAAGCUUUUGUGGAAGCAAUUGUAAAUGAAAAUGUAAGCUUGGUGAUAUCCCGGCAGCUUCUAACAGAUGUCAGCACUCACCUAGCUGUGCUACCAGAUAGUGUGUCACAAGAUGUGUCUCACUCUGCGCUUGAUGUGAUACAACCAAGAGUUAUAUCAUUUGAGGAACAGGUUGCCAGUAUCAGACAGCAUCUGGCUGACAUUUAUGAGCGCAAUCAAAACUGGAAGGAGGCUGCAAAUGUUCUUGUUGGAAUACCUCUAGAGACUGGACAGAAGCAAUACUCAGUAGACUAUAAACUGGAGACAUACUUGAAGAUUGCUCGCCUUUACUUGGAAGUUGAUGAUCCAGUGCAAGCAGAGGCCUAUGUGAACAGAGCAUCUCUUUUGCAAGCAGAGACAACUAAUGAACAACUGCAGAUAUAUUACAAAGUGUGCUAUGCUAGAGUACUGGAUUAUAGAAGGAAGUUCAUAGAAGCAGCACAGAGAUAUAACGAGCUUUCCUAUCGCAAUAUCAUACAUGAUGACGAGAGAAUGACCUGCCUCAGAAAUGCGCUUAUUUGCACAGUACUAGCUUCUGCAGGUCAGCAACGCUCUAGAAUGCUGGCAACACUGUUCAAGGACGAGCGUUGCCAGCAACUGCCGGCGUAUUCCAUACUAGAGAAGAUGUAUUUGGAUCGCAUCAUCCGUCGCUCAGAACUUCAUGAAUUUGAAGCAUUAAUGCAGACUCAUCAGAAGGCAUCAACACCGGACGGAUCAACGAUACUAGACCGUGCCGUAUUCGAGCACAACUUACUCUCAGCGAGUAAACUCUAUAACAACAUAACGUUCGAAGAGCUCGGCGCUUUGCUCGAGACACCCCCAGCUCGUGCCGAACGCAUCGCUUCCCAUAUGAUCAGCGAGGCGCGGAUGAACGGAUACAUCGAUCAGAUCAGCGCUGUUGUACAUUUUGAGACACGAGAGAUCUUGCCGCAAUGGGACAAGCAAAUUCAAAGUCUUUGCUAUCAAGUCAACGGUCUCAUUGAGAAGAUCGCCGCAGCUGAACCAGAGUGGAUGGCCAAACUUAUGGAAGAAGAGAUGAUCCAGUAAUUUUUAAUUCAUAUGUAUACUUAAAAUAAACGUACUUUUAACCA
Messenger RNA from Pararge aegeria (speckled wood butterfly), 1376 nucleotides. It is a transcript of the gene CSN4, whose product is annotated as COP9 signalosome complex subunit 4. Lineage: Eukaryota; Metazoa; Arthropoda; Insecta; Lepidoptera; Nymphalidae. Bases 103 to 1332 code for a protein of 409 amino acids. Gene Ontology annotation, cellular component: COP9 signalosome; cytosol. Gene Ontology annotation, molecular function: protein binding. The transcript is spliced from 9 exons. The record is from RefSeq and is a predicted model, not a curated record.